Acipenser ruthenus (sterlet) is the source of this 10216-nucleotide messenger RNA. RefSeq names its product protein TANC2-like. Gene Ontology annotation, molecular function: protein binding. The transcript is spliced from 27 exons. The record is from RefSeq and is a predicted model, not a curated record. Bases 745 to 6843 code for a protein of 2032 amino acids. Gene Ontology annotation, cellular component: dendritic spine. Lineage: Eukaryota; Metazoa; Chordata; Actinopteri; Acipenseriformes; Acipenseridae. Gene Ontology annotation, biological process: regulation of dendritic spine morphogenesis.
GCUGUAGAAUUACGUCACCAGUCCUGCUGGUGCCUUCUCCCGUGCACGCUACAUUAUAUGUGGCAGUAGUUCCUCUAUAUGCCUGGCAGCCACUUUGUUUAACGUUUCCUGGCGUUAAAAAACGGCUACCUACUGUUGAAUAAUUAGGCACUUUAUGCAAACCCAUCCCUCCUUCUCAUGAAUAAUACCCUCAGCGUGCUCCCGGUCGCGGUCCAAGGUUGGAGAGCAGCGCUGUGCUGUGUCAGUAAUGUUUUGGCGUGUGUUUUUUGUUAUGAGUCGAUUCUGAAAGCGGUGUGUGUGCUGUCGUGUUUUAGUGAGAGACGAGCGAGAGGGGCUUGGUACGUUUCUCGUGUUUGUUCUGUUUUAUUAUUCAUUUCUGCGCUGUUUUUUUCCCCCCAGUGCCCGGGCGAUGCAUUUGAUUAGGGGAAUUAGGUAGGCAAGGUUAGUGGAGGCGGGCGGUGUGUGUUUUUUUUUUUUUAUUUUUUUUUUCCUCUCUCGAGCCCGGCUUUGAAGAAGUAGAAGCCUCUUUUCAUUCACAACAACCGGGCUCGCUAAAAUAAAGAGAGGAAACGGGAACUGGUGGAAGCAACAAAAAGCAGGAUAUCGGUGGAUUUAUAACUCAGGGAAUGGAAGCUUGGCUGUGGACAGGGAGAGAGAGGAAUCCGGCCAUUCGCUCCUGCAGACCGUGAGGACUGGAGCACCUGAGGUAAGAGUUGACGGUAGCCGUCGAAGACCGGUGCUGCCAUGUUCCGAAACAGCCUGAAGAUGUUGCUUAGCGGUGGCAAGUCCAACCGCAAGAACCGAAACAGCGAUGGUGGGAACGAGGACUCCGCAGAGCACAGGCUGGCUAAUGUAGAUUCUCGACUCAACUGCACCGGGCAAGGUGGCAGCUCGACAGAGAGUGACUGUGCGUUUGAAGGAGACUGCGCGCUGCCCGAAGGCAUGCAGCAUAUCCGCAUCACGGAGGGCAUGUCCAGGUCGCUGCCUUCCUCCCCCCUCCUCGCCCACCAGGCCAUCAGCGUCAGGCUCCAGCCCAUGAAGAAACUCACAGGUGAGUCAAACCAGGAGCUGGGGCCUCCUCCCUCGGUCGAUGAGGCCGCGAACACUCUGAUGACUCGCCUAGGCUUCCUGCUGGGAGAGAAAGUGACCGAGGGACAGAGUGAAGCCCAGUACAGCAUGGAGGAGCAGGAAGAGAACCAGAGCUUGGCGGUCACCCAACAGAUCAGCCCCUGCUCCACUCUGACCAGCAGCACGGCCUCGCCUCCAGCCAACAGCCCCUGCUCAACCAUGCCGCCCAUCACCGUCGGCAACGCUGGGGCCAGGGACUGUACCUAUGGGACAGUCACCAGCCCCACCUCCACACUGGAGAGCAGGGACAGUGGCAUCAUAGCCACCUUGACGAGCUACUCUGAAAAUGUGGAGCGGAGUAAAUACGGGGAGGGAUCGCGGGGGAAUCUGAAGCCCUGGCAAUCCCAGAAAUCAGGCAUGGACUCGUGUCUGUACCGAGUGGAUGAAAACAUGACUGCCUCCACGUACAGCCUGAACAAAAUCCCUGAGCGCAACCUGGAUGCCAUCUCCUUCCAAUCUGUGCAGUCCAUCCCCCUCUAUCUGAUGCCGCGGCCCAACUCCGUUGCUGCUACGAGUUCAGCUCACCUGGAGGACCUGGCUUACCUGGAUGAGCAGAGACACACCCCCCUGCGCACCUCGCUUCGCAUGCCCCGACAAAACCUCGGGGCAGGACGCUUGGGGCAGGACCUGCGAGUUCGGUUUGCUCCCUACCGCCCCCCGGACAUCUCUCUCAAGCCCCUGCUGUUCGAGGUGCCCAGCAUCACCAUGGACUCCUUCUUCAUCGGACGUGACUGGUUGUUCCAGGAGAUCGACAGCCAGCUGCACAGCACCAACGGCAGCACCAACCAUGGUGUGGUCAUCGUGGGCAACAUCGGCUUUGGCAAGACCGCUAUCAUCUCCCGUCUGGUGGCCAUGAGUUGCCAUGGGACACGCAUGAGGCAGAUUGCCUCGGACAGCCCCCACGCCUCCCCCAAACACGGAGAAGGGAACAGGGACCUGCCCUUGAGUCAGCCCCCCUCUGCACACUCCACCCUCAGCAGUGGAAGCUGCCCCGGAACCCCCGAGAUGAGGCGGCGCCAGGAGGAAGCCAUGAGGAGGCUGGCGUCCCAGGUGGUUGCCUACCACUACUGCCAGGCAGACAACGCCUACACCUGCCUGGUGCCCGAGUUCGUCCACAACGUGGCCGCUCUGCUGUGCCGCUCCCCCCAGCUCAUCGCCUACCGCGAGCAGCUCCUGCGAGAGCCCCAUCUCCAGAGCAUGCUGAGCCUGCGCUCCUGCGUGCAGGACCCGCUGGCCUCCUUCAGGAGAGGGGUGCUGGAGCCGCUCGACGCCCUCUACAAAGAGAGAAAGAUAGCAGACGAAGAGUUAAUCAUCCUGAUCGACGGCUUGAAUGAAGCGGAGUUCCACAAGCCGGAUUACGGAGACACUAUUGUAUCCUUCCUGAGCAAAACCAUUGGAAAAUUCCCCCCCUGGCUGAAACUGAUAGUUACCGUCAGGACCACACUGCAGGAAAUCACCAAACUGCUUCCCUUCCACCGAGUCUCCCUGGACCGCUUGGAGGAGAACGAGGGCAUCGACCAAGACCUGCAAGCGUACAUCCUCCACCGCAUCCAGAGCAGCCCCGAGAUCCAGAAUAACAUCUCCCUCAACGGCAAGAUGGACAACACCACCUUCGGCAAGCUGAGCGCCCACCUCAAGACACUCAGCCAGGGCUCCUGCCUCUACCUGAAGCUCACCUUUGACCUCAUCGAGAAGGGCUACCUGGUCCUCAAGAGCUCCAGCUACAAGGUGGUGCCGGUGUCCCUGGCCGAGGUGUACCUGCUGCAGUGCAACAUGAAGUUCCCCACGCAGUCUUCUUUCGAGCGCGUGCUGCCGGGGCUCAACGUGGCCGUGGCUUCUCUGCACCCGCUCACCGACGAGCAGAUCUACCAGGCGGUCAACGCGGGCUCCGUCCAGGGCACCCUGGAGUGGGGCGACUUCCAGCAGCGCAUGGAGAACCUGUCCAUGUUCCUGAUCAAGCGGCGGGACGGCACCCGCAUGUUCGUGCACCCCUCCUUCCGGGAGUGGCUCAUCUGGAGGGAGGAGGGCGAGAAGACAAAGUUCCUCUGCGACCCCAGGAGUGGCCACACGCUGCUGGCGUUCUGGUUUUCCCGGCAGGAGGGCAAACUGAACCGACAACAAACCAUCGAACUGGGCCACCACAUCCUUAAAGCACACAUCUUCAAGGGCUUGAGUAAGAAAGUGGGGGUGUCCUCAUCUAUUCUGCAAGGGCUCUGGGUGUCGUACAGCACAGAGGGUCUCUCUGCUGCACUGGCCUCACUCCGAAACCUCUACACUCCCAACAUAAAGGUGAGCAGGCUGCUGAUCCUGGGCGGAGCCAACAUAAACUAUCGGACGGAGGUGCUGAACAACGCUCCUAUCCUGUGUGCCCACGCCCACCUGGGGUACAUGGACACGGUGGGGCUGCUGCUGGAGUUCGGUGCCAGCGUGGACUGCAGCUCCGAGAUCGGGCUGACCCCGCUGGGCUACGCUGCGGCGGCCGGUCAUCUGUCCAUCGUCAACGCGCUGUGCCGCCGCCGAGCCAAGAUGGAUCACUUGGACAAGAACGGGCAGUGCGCCCUGGUCCACGCGGCUCUGCGGGGGCAUCUGGAGGUAGUUCAGUACCUGAUUCAGUGCGACUGGACGAUGGGCGGCCAGCAGCAGGGCGUAUUUACCAAAAGCCACGCUGUCCAGCAAGCUCUCAUUGCAGCGGCCAGCAUGGGCUACACAGAGAUUGUCUCCUACCUGCUUGACCUCCCUGAGAAGGAUGAAGAGGAGGUGGAACGCGCUCAAAUCAACAGCUUCGAUACCCUGUGGGGAGAGACAGCUCUGACUGCAGCGGCGGGCCGGGGAAAGCUCGAUGUGUGCAGGCUGCUGCUGGAGCAGGGGGCCGCUGUGUCUCAAUCUAACCGCCGUGGGAUUGUGCCUCUGUUCAGCGCCGUGCGGCAGGGACACUGGCAGAUUGUGGAGCUCUUGCUCACGCACGGGGCGGACGUCAACAUGGCUGACAAGCAGGGCCGGACCUCUCUCAUGAUGGCUGCUUCAGAAGGGCAUCUGGGGACCGUGGAGUUCCUGCUCGCACAGGGAGCCUCCCUGUCUCUGAUGGACAAGGAGGGCUUGACCGCUGUGAGCUGGGCCUCCCUGAAGGGUCACCUGACCGUGGUGCGCUCCCUGGUGGAGAGAGGGGCUGCCACUGACCACACCGACAAGAACGGGCGCACACCGCUGGACCUCGCUGCCUUUUACGGGGAUGCGGAGGUGGUCCAGUUCCUGGUGGAUCACGGAGCCAUGAUUGAACACGUGGACUACAGCGGCAUGCGGCCACUAGACCGGGCAGUGGGCUGCCGAAACACCUCUGUGGUGGUCACUCUGCUGAAGAAGGGAGCCAAGAUAGGUCCUGCCACCUGGGCGAUGGCUACCUCCAAGCCAGACAUCAUGAUGAUCCUGCUCAGCAAGCUGAUUGAGGAGGGGGAUUCCUUCUACAAGAGGGGGAAGGUGAAGGAAGCAGCCCAACGUUACCAGUACGCCCUGAAGAAGUUCCCUCGAGAGGGCUUCAGCGAGGACCUCAAGACCUUCCGAGAGCUCAAGGUGUCCCUGCUCCUGAACCUGUCCCGCUGCCGUCGGAAAAUGAACGACUUUGGGAUGGCUGAGGAGUUUGCCACCAAGGCGCUAGAGUUGAAACCAAAAUCCUACGAGGCCUAUUACGCAAGAGCCCGGGCCAAACGCAGCAGCAGGCAGUUCCCCGCAGCCCUGGAGGACCUGAAUGAGGCCAUGAAGCAGUCUCCCAACAACCGGGAGAUCCAGCGGCUGCUGCAGCGUGUGGAGGAGGAGUGCCGGCAGAUGACAGAGCUGGAGCAGGAGCAGGAGCAGGAGCCGGAGCAGGAGCCGGAGCAGCCCCCUUCUCCCCCUGCCUCGCCUCCCCCUCCUCCCCCUGAGCCGCGGCUGGAGGACAUGGAGCCGGUGCAGGACCUCUUCGACGAGGAUUACCUGGAACAGGACCUACAGAACGAGUCUCUGCCCAUCAUCCAGAGCCCUCCACCCUCCCCGGCAUACCCCUCGGGCAGCUCCCCCCUGGGGCAAUCCUUCGACUUCCGGUCCGGCCCGCCUUCCGUGGCAUCCCCGACCUGCUACAGCUACCAGCAUUCCACCUCCCCCACCCUCUCGCCCACCCACCAGAACUCGCACUACCGGCCCAGCCUGCCGCACAUCUCCCCGGCCCACCAGGGCUCCUCCUACCGAUUCAGCCCCCCUCCGCCCUUGGGCAGCCAGGGCAAAGACUACCAGAGCCCGCCCCCUUCCCCGCUGCGCAGACCUCAGUAUAGGGCCAGCCCGCCAGCCGACAGCAUCUGCCUUUACCGGCCCCAGUCUGGUUCCCCCGUCCGCUACCAGCAGGACCAUUUGCCGGGGAGACCCAAGUCUCCGCUUUCCAAGAUGAGCCAGAGAUCCUUCCAGCUGACCUCCCAAUGCUCCCAGACCUCACAGCACCAACAGCAGCCAGGCCUGAGGCUGCAUCCGGCCAAAGCCCAGAUCGUGCGCACCAACCAGCCCAGUUCUGCCGUGCACUCCAAUGCGGUGAUGGGAGGAGGAGGUCCCUAUGGGCAGCUGGCUCACCCCAUCAGCAGCCGCUACCAGGGAGGCUCGGUGGACGUGGAGAGCCGUCUGGUCUACCAGCCCUCCCUCGAAGGCAGGCCCAUGCAGCAGGUGCAGGCCAGCCUGAGCGCGGGGGCUCUCUGUCAGCACGGCGGACGAGGGGGAGUGGAAUCCGGUUUGGCUAAAGAAGAUCUCCCUCAGCGUCCGUCCUCGGCCUAUCGAGGGGGAGGGGUGCGCUACAGUCAGACGCCCCAAAUCAGCCGCAGCCAGUCGGCUGCCUACUACCCGGUCUCCUCCAAGCAUGAGCUGGAGCGCUCAGCUGGUUUGCCCCAGAGCCAGCUGGGUUCCCCGGAGAUCCCCCAUUUAGUCCGCCGACCUGUCAGUGCCAACCCUGCCGAGAUCAAGCCCCACCCUCCAACCCCAAGGCCCCUGAUCCACUCCCAGAGCGUGGGGCUGCGCUUCUCUCCCUCCAGCAGCAGCCUCUCCGCAGGAUCGGCCUGCAACCUGACUCCUGGCUUCCGCCCAUCCACCUCCAUCCAGCAGAUGGAGAUCCCGCUCCUGCCGGCCUACGAGCGCUCCUGUGAGGAUCUCUCGCCCACGCAAGGAGGAGGAGGAGGAGGUGGUGGUGGUGGUGGUUACCAAGGGGAGAACACCCGCUCCAGGACAACCCCCUUCAUGGGCGUCAUUGAUAAGACUGCCCGGACUCAGCAGUACCUCCUCCAACCCUCGCGCCCCUGGGCCGUGUCUUGCCUGGACACGGUAAUCACGAGCCCCACCUCCCCAGGCAACCUGGCUCAACAAGGCAGUGUCUCCUCCUACAGCCCCCCCUCCUCCCUGGGCAACAUCGCCUACUACAACAAGACCAACAACGCCCAGAAUGGCCACCUCAUGGAGGACGAUUAUUACUCCCCGCAGCUGCCCUCAUUCGGGAAACUCGCAAACGGCUCGCGGCCCGGAGGCAACGGGGGAGACGGUCUGGAGCGGGUCAGCCAGGUGCCCACCUACCCUGACGUCAAGGUGGCCCGGACGCUACCCGUAUCCCAGGCUUACCAGGACAGCAUCUACCGGCAGCUCUCCCGAGACCCCCGGCAAGGGCAGACCUCACCCAUCAAACCAAAGAGACCUUUCGUGGAGUCGAACGUGUAGAUGUGCAGUCGGGAGGCAGGGGGGUCUGGGGUGUGGGGGAAAGGGAAACGGGUUAGCAGAGACAGGCUUCCAUGACAACAGUGCAAAAAUAUUACAAUAAAUGCAUAUACAAAUGUAUUUCGGAUAUAACUAUGUAAUUCGCUCAUUUUACAAAGGAGAUUCUGUGGCCUUUUUACUCAAAAGGGAGUGACUAACACUUGAGUACUAGUGGAAAUUCUGGGUUUCAUUGAACUGAACAAUUGUAUCAUUUUUGUUUUCUUUCUUUUUUCUUGUUCAUAGUUUGCAAAGCAAACGCGUUUCUGAGUUGCAUACAAACUUUUAAAGCUGAAAUUCUAUUAAAACUAAACCCCAAAAAGGGUAUAGAUAUUUCUUGUUUUAAAUCCAAUCUUUUAAAAGUGUUUUUUUUUUGUUUUGUUUUUUUGGGGGUUUUUUUAAAGCAAAAUGUGACUUGAUAAUUUAUUCCCAGAAUGUUUGAUCGGAAACCACAACAAACGAAUAAAGAAAUGGUGCUUGUGGUACCACUGCAUCUGCACGAUAGUGCCACAUGGUGGACAAGAAUGGUACUGAUGUCCCAUUUAAAAAAACUUUAUAGCGAUAAUUUGGCAUAGAAAGCCAUUAUCUGUUACUGAUUGACCAGCCUAACCUCCCUCCCCCCGUAUCCCUGUCUGCUAAACUGCAUUGAUAAGAAAGCCAGGUCUCUCACGGCAUAGAUGCUCUGUGUAUAUACUGUUAUAUGGAACCUUGGACUGAUUACCUGACUGAUAAUCUGAAUAGAUUCUGUUCUAUAUUGUAAAUGUUACAGAGGCAUACGACAGACAUGUACUUAAAAACAAACUAAAAAAAAAAAAAAAAAUACAGAAUAUUUAUAAUGAAGUUAUAUAUCAGGUUUUGAUUUGUUAUGCUUUUGUAUGUUUCUUUUGUUCAUCAGAAGAAUUUUUUUUCUUUUUUUUCUGGUAUGGAAAAUGUAAAAAGAGGGGGACAUUCACAUAAUAUUCACAUAAUCGUAUCAUUUCUAUGGUUGAUUUAGACAGAAGCCGGAGCCUUUGUAGGUGUUUCUAUUGGUUGCACAAAAACACCAGACAAAAUGUGGUGAAUAUCAUUUAUCAAAAAAACACAUGCAUUCAGUAAUUCAUCCAAUUCAACAUUAGCACGUCACAUCCAAAAAAUUCGAUUCAGCUUGAUUCAUUGACACUAAAAAGCCCCACCUCCUCCCUAGCUCACCAACCAAUCACACAACAGCAAUUGCAGGUAAUCGCUUUUUGCAUUGUGCAGUUUUUUUUUUUUUUUUUAUGUAUUCAUUUUUUUAAACGUUUGUAGAAAUACAUUCUGUAUGGGACGUUAUGUAUGCGAUAUAGAUAUAUAAUCGAGUUGUAUAACUAUUAUAUCACAUGUGCUUUUGUGCAAAUCUAAUAUGUAUCAUAUAAAUAAGUGUACGUACUUUUAUAACAUGUAUGUAUAUUUAGUGAAUUGCAACACUGUACACUCCCUUACUUUCUUUUGUGCUGUGUAAUCACAAGUAAGUUUGCAAACGUCCCGCCCUGGGUUCAAGGCACUUAUGGAAAAUAGAAUAUUCUGCAAAUAUGGAGACUUUUUCAUUUGCAGCUCAUACAAAAAGAACACACACUGCUAAAAGACAAGAACAUUUCCUUUUAUUUUUUUCUUUCUUUGCUUUGGUUCAUAAGGUUUUCUGCACUAAAGUCUAUGAAACUCUAUGGGUGCACUUUUCCUGUUUUUGAACACUUUUUUUGGUUUCUUCUCUGAUGGAUGGGUAUGGGGUAUGUGUGAGUAAUAAUUGUUCCUUAUUAAUAAUAGAAUAGCAAACUGUUCUUGUCUUUCUGUGUAAUUUUUUUUAUUUUAUUUUAUUUUCCAAGUAAAUACAUGCAUUAAAAAGAAAAGUAACACAAUAAAAAAUUUAAGACGCAUCACCUUUUAUAGCACAAAGUGUAUCUGCUGUAUAUAAUAAUGGCCGAAUGGAUCUGGACAUUUUAUCAAUCGCUCGUAACUUGUAGCACUGCCCCUCCCCAACAGUCUUCUCUGAAAAUGAUUUAACAGAUGCAGAUUUGUAUUGUACGUACAGCAUAAGGUUGUCAGUAACAAUAAGUAUCGUCAGCAGGAAGCGAGGCAAACCAGGGUAUCUGUUAGGUGUUCCGGUCUGGUACUGAACACAGAGAGAUGUGAUGGUCCAGAUUGUGUCUGUGCUAUACCGUACCGUGUGUGGUUAUACUAGUAGACCCUGCUACUCAACUAGGAUUUGCCUGUAAACUAGUUUGUUUUAAUCCAGUUAAGUAAAUUGGUUUCUGCUGUCUUUUGUUCUGGCGGUGAUUUUACCAUAAUACCACUAGCUUUACGUGUAUAUUUCAGAUUUGGGUUUUAAGGUACUGUUCUGUACAUUCCAUGUUUUUUUAAGGAAGACUUUCAAGGCACAACUGAAUGUAGUAUCGCUACCUUUAUUGGCUUAAGGGUGUGUGUGUGUGUUUUGACAUAUUUUGAGGUUUCCCGAUUUUCUCUUGGUUGUCCCCCACCAUUCAAGUUGGGUGCAAUAGCCAUAGGCAAGAUUGUGGUAUAAUUUUCUAAAAUAUGUCUGGGGCUCAUUUUCUAAAUUUAAAUUGAAUUUAUAAAUAGAUGACGUUUUUUGUUCGCCAUGGAUGACUAGAGUCUUAAAAUGCUAGUCAUGAAAGUCGUUAUUACAAUGCAUAUUUUACUAUUGCACUGAACUGUACUAUACGAGGUCAGCUGGCUCCCAGACUUCAGCUCAUACCACUAAGCCUGUCUCCUUUCCUUUAUAAGGGACCAUUAAGUCACUUUGUGUGUGGUGUGCAGAGGGGGUUGGAAAGUACUGUAAAUAUUAGCACAGGGGUUUCAAAAGAUACCUUUUUUCCGUUCAAUUGUAUAUAGUUGUAUUUAUUGGCAUUUUUAACUUGUCAGAAUGUUCUUUUUCAUACCCUAAAGUUUUGUUUUCUAGCUGUUGUGUUAAGUGCUGAGCAUGGCUGGCUUUAAGCCUAGCAUUUACUGUAUGUAGACCACCUUUCCGUUCAAAUAAAAGUCUUUACCUUUCAAAGUUUCAUGUGAUGCCAUACGAGAAACGGAAGAACAGAAAGCCACGUGUAAAUAGCCCUGUAGACUCUGGAGUUGUGGUCAAGACGUCUUUAUAAGCCUUGCAGGCAUUAUUCAAAUUACAACAGGAUUCAUCUUUCCAGAGUUUCAAAGUGGCGUGAAUAAAUUAGCAUUAAGGAAUGUUUCCAUUUAAAUCCAUUGUUAUUUUUUUUCUAAUGUAGAAAACCAGUUUUUGAGCCAAACCGGUCAGUUAACCUGUGGUUGAAAACACAGUACUGCCCGACUGUAUCAUUGUGUGUGUGUGUGUGUGUGUGUGUGU